Thermothelomyces thermophilus ATCC 42464 is the source of this 2913-nucleotide messenger RNA. RefSeq lists its product as uncharacterized. Gene Ontology annotation, cellular component: cytoplasm. Gene Ontology annotation, biological process: microtubule cytoskeleton organization; protein phosphorylation; intracellular signal transduction. The transcript is spliced from 3 exons. NCBI's taxonomy places the organism in Eukaryota, Fungi, Ascomycota, Sordariomycetes, Sordariales, Chaetomiaceae. Bases 111 to 2564 code for a protein of 817 amino acids. Gene Ontology annotation, molecular function: tau-protein kinase activity; protein serine/threonine kinase activity; ATP binding. The record is from RefSeq and is a predicted model, not a curated record.
CUUUUCCCAAUCGUCGGUUCUGGCCAUAGCGAGCCUCCGCCACCUUGCCGCCUGAGCUCUGUGUUCCCCCCUCGGCCGCGAUGACCACAGCACUCUCCCCCGGGGCUGACAUGCCCAUGCGGUCGCAAUCCGUUCGGACACGCCGGCCACCGACGGCAUCGCGCCCUGAACCCCUUCCACGGUCCGAGUCAUCGACACGAGCCGAAGCAUCGCGCCCCCACCGCCGCAGCAGCCAGCGCUCGACGACGGGUGCGGCGCAGUCCCCACGGCAUCCGCCGUCCGACGUGCCCGCUCCCGCCGCCGAGGAGCCCCACGACAGGGCCGCCGCCAACGCCGCCGCCGCCGAUCAUUACGCGCAGCGUCCGUCCAAGCACAGGUAUCGCACCGUCAUCCCCGCCCCGUCAGGCAACUAUGCCUUCAUCAAGACGAUCGGCCAGGGGAGCAUGGGCAAAGUCAAGCUGGCCAGGAAGGAGGGCACAAACGAGCUGGUCGCCUGUAAGAUCAUCGACAGGGUGUCGCCCGAUGACGGACGGCUGAGCAGAGAAGAGCGAGAGCGGGCCGACGCCGCCCGGGAGGAUCGCAACGCCCGCGAGGCUGCCAUCGUCAGCCUGCUGAACCAUCAAUACAUCUGCGGCCUGCGCGAUAACCUGCGGACACGAUGGCACUGGUACAUGCUCUUUGAGUAUGUCAACGGUGGCCAGAUGCUCGACUACAUCAUCUCCCACGGAAAGCUCAAGGAGAAGCAGGCCAGGAAGUUUGCGCGCCAAAUAGCGAGUGCCGUCGACUACUGUCACCGAAAUAGCAUCGUCCACCGGGACCUGAAGAUUGAGAACAUCUUGAUUAGCAAGACGGGCGACAUCAAGAUUAUCGACUUUGGCCUCAGCAAUCUCUUCUCGCCCGACGAGGAUAGGAAGCUCAAGACGUACUGUGGCAGUCUCUACUUUGCCGCUCCGGAGCUGCUCCAGGCGAGACCAUACACGGGUCCCGAGGUCGAUGUGUGGAGCUUCGGCGUCGUUCUGUUUGUGCUCGUCUGCGGCAAGGUGCCGUUCGACGACCAAUACAUGCCCGCUCUCCACCAGAAGAUCAAAAAGGGCGAAGUCGACUAUCCCAAUUGGCUGUCUAGCGAGUGCAAGCACCUCAUUUCCAGGAUGCUGGUUACGGACCCGAAACAACGCGCGACCAUGCACGAGGUCAUGAACCACCCAUGGAUGCUCAAAGGGUAUAAUGGCCCUCCCGAGAACUUUCUUCCGCACCGCGAGCCCCUGAAACUGCCGCUCGACGAGGAGGUCAUCGCCCAUAUGACGGGAUUCAAGUUUGGCCCCCCGGAGUACAUCCGCGAGGAAUUAACCAAGAAGAUCACGUCACCAAAGUACCAAGCAGCGGUGCGACGCUUGGAGAAGGAGAGGGAGCAGCCACAACCGAACCCCCAGGGUACGGAGAAGCGACGCGGUUUUGGCUUCGAUUUCUAUAAGAGGCGAAACUCGAUUACCAGCAAGGAGACCUUGACCAACGGUAGCUCCGAUGGGCUACCCAUCGGUGAUGAUCCGCUCAACGCGUUCGAUCCCAUGAUUUCCGUCUACUAUCUCGUCCGGGAGAAGUUCGAGCGCGAGCGGCAAGAGGCGCAAGCCGCCCAACCCGCAGUUCCACCCAAGGUGCAACAGGUCCCGCCGUCAUCUCCGCAACAAGCGCAGGCGCCGCCACCCGUUCCGCCAUCACCGAUCGCGCGGCACAAGGAGAAGCAUUCGCUUGCCGAGAUCGUGCCUCCGCAACCAGCACACACGGAGAACAGCCGGACGCGACACAGGGCCAGGUCGCAUAGCGAAGACCAGGUUCGGGAGCCGGUCCAGAACGGCUUGCUCUCGCCGGACAUGGUGCCGACGAAGAAGGGCGGCAACGGCCCCGUUUCCCUCCUCCGCAGACUCAGCACGCGCGACAGGAGGAAAGAGCCGUCCGACGGCAAAACCAUCUCGCUACAGAAAUCCGUCUCCAAGCGAGCCAAGUCCCUCGGCCACGCCCGCCGGGAGAGCAUCCAGGCGCGCCGCGCCAGGCGCGAGGCGGAGGCGCGCGAUCAGCCGCAGACCCCCCAUACACCCCAUCAGGAGCCCCCCCUCCGGGAAGAGACGGACGCCGAGCUCGGCCUCGAAGGCGAAGGCGAAGGCGGAGAGACCAGCGGCGGCUCCAACGAGCGGCUCGAGCCCGAGGACCCGGACCUCGCCAAGCCCGUGUACCUCAAGGGCAUCUUCAGCGUGUCGACGACGUCGACCAAGCCGCUGUCCGAGAUCCGCGCCGACAUCAAGCGCGUGCUCAAGAUGCUCGGCGUCGACUACACCGAGAUCAAGGGCGGCUUCAGCUGCACCCACGCGCCAAGCAUCGCCGAGGAGGAGAGGUACCACUCGCCCUCGCGCGGCGAGGAGCGCGUGGCCGACGGCGAGAUCCGCUUCGAAGUGCUCAUCGUCAAGGUCCCCAUCGUCAGCCUGCACGGCGUGCAGUUCAAGCGGCUAGGGGGCGAUACGUGGCAGUACAAGGCCACGGCAGAACAGAUCGUAAGGAAGCUGAGGUUGUAGGCAGAGCGGGAGGUUGGCGCCCCCCGGGGGGGGGGGGGGGGGAGGCACGGGGUGAAACGUUCAUGUCUCGGAUUGAGGCGAGCGGAGGAGGAGGAGGAGAGGGGAGAGAGGGGUACGUAUAACAAGGGAGGGCCAUCAAAGAUGUUUUACAUUUCAGUGCGUGUCAUGUUAGGCUGGUCAUGGCUUUUGUCCAGUCCUGAUGAUGCUGGGGGGUUGUGUCUUUUCAGACCUGAACCUUUUUAUUAUGCUAACUAGUAUUUAAUGCUGAGCUUGUGAUGCCUCCCUUCAUCUUGCGGUACCCGGCCUCGAGAGCUAUCGAGUUUUUGCACGAAGCAUGUCUAGAGAAGAG